Molecule: messenger RNA, 990 nt
Organism: Aspergillus affinis
Lineage: Eukaryota; Fungi; Ascomycota; Eurotiomycetes; Eurotiales; Aspergillaceae
Exons: 3
Coding region: 1-990 (329 amino acids)
Molecular function (GO): oxidoreductase activity, acting on the aldehyde or oxo group of donors, NAD or NADP as acceptor
Source: RefSeq, a predicted model, not a curated record
AUGAAACUAUCACAAGUAUCGACCCAGCAAAUCGCAUCUGUCCAAGCCGCUACAUCCGAAGACGUCGACAUCGCUGUAGUCGCAGCCCGAGCCGCUCUCGAACACCCCAGUUGGGCAGAAAUACACCCAUCAGCACGAGGAGAGCUGAUCCGAAGACUAAGUGAUCUUGUUCAAGAGAACAUGGAAGACAUAGCAACGCUGGAGACAUGGGACGGUGGAAAGCCGUAUCUAGUCUCAUUGAACGAAGACCUCCCAGAGGUGGUUAGCUAUCUGAGGUACUUUGCUAGCUUCGCCGACAAAAUUCACGGUCAGGUUAACGAAAGUGGUGCGACCAAAUUCGCUUAUACAGUACGAGAGCCGAUUGGCGUGUGCGGGCAGAUUAUCCCGUGGAAUUACCCCUUGAUGAUGGCUGCUUGGAAAUUGGGGCCGGCUUUGGCUCAUUCUCUACUUCGCCGACUUGAUAAAGAAAGCUGGGUUUCUCCUGGAGUCAUCAACAUUCUGAAUGGCCGUGGAGAAGAGGCAGGAACGGCGAUCGCCACCCAUCCUGGAAUCGACAAGAUUGCUUUCACCGGAAGCACGGCCACAGGGAAAAAGAUCAUGGAAAUGGCCGCCUCAAAUCUGAAAAAUAUUACGCUCGAGACCGGUGGCAAGUCCCCUUUACUUGUGUUCAAUGACGCAGAUCUUGAACAAACAGUGAAAUGGGCAUAUGUUGGUAUCAUGAGCAACCAGGGCCAGAUUUGCUCGGGGACUAGUCGUAUCCUCGUACAGAAAGGUGUAUAUAAACAGUUCAUUGCAGCUUUCAAGGAAUAUGCAGCAAGGACCAGCAAAGUCGGUGAUCCUUUUCGGGACGAUACAUUUCAAGGGCCGCAAAUCUCGAAGAUUCAAUAUGACAGAGUCUUGUCAUACAUUGAUUCUGGGGUCAAGCAUGGAGCUCGUCUGGUGCUAGGUGGAGGACCAUCAAAUGAAGACGCCCCAGGCUUCUUCAUAUAA